This is a messenger RNA of Lactuca virosa, 627 nucleotides long. The record is from the annotation of a GenBank genome assembly. NCBI's taxonomy places the organism in Eukaryota, Viridiplantae, Streptophyta, Magnoliopsida, Asterales, Asteraceae.
AUGUUUUCAACCUUUCAUAUUUUACCUAACAGACCAGUCGUUAUCUUUCUCCCUCGAUUAAAUCCAUUCUUAUUACAAUGCUCUUUCUUCUUGGCUCCGCCACUUCUGACCAUUCCAUUCGUAAUCGGUGGAGCAAAAACAAAUCGCAGAGGAAAACGAAGAAAUCGCCAAGGCCGUCGUCGUCCGGUUGUGGCUUCUCGACUCUCAUCGACAGCCUGUAACAACCCUCCCCCAUUUAUUGUGUAUCCAAAGGGACAAGCAAAAUCAACUCAUAAUUUGAAGUCGAUUGGUUCUAUCACCGUUGGGAAAGAAGACUGCCAACCACCAUCACCACAAUUAUCUAAUACACAAAUCCAAAAUUUCAAUGAGGGGUUGAUAAGCUUAUUUUCCUACAUCCGUUGUUAUUUUGGAGGUAGUUGCUUCGCUUCCUUUCUGAAUCCCGACACCCUCACCCGGUGUAAGAAGAUUAGCUAUGGGAUAUGGCUGGCUGGUGUUUUGGUUACUGGAUAUAAUUUCAAAGCUAAAUCUACAAAAAAAAAACAGCCAGUUUUGGAGAAAGGAAUAGUGGAUCUCUCUAUUUUACACAAGGCACUUGUGGAGUAUCUUACAGUUGCUGACAAGGGGUGA